AUGAAUCAAGAAAUCUACGAAGAACUGCUCUUCGCAAGAACUUUGAUAACCGACACUAAAGGUGAAUCAAUAUUUCAUGUUUUGAAGGAUUACUUCAUUGAAAAAGCAAUUCCUUUAUCAAAUAUAAUAUCAGUAGCUACAGAUGGAGCACCUGCCAUGGUCGACGUUAUCGUGGAUUUAUAA
Acanthoscelides obtectus is the source of this 183-nucleotide messenger RNA. NCBI's taxonomy places the organism in Eukaryota, Metazoa, Arthropoda, Insecta, Coleoptera, Chrysomelidae. The record is from the annotation of a GenBank genome assembly.